ACACGAACACCUCAAAACCAACUUGAACUUCACUUUUGUUGUUCCUGCGGGGUAACAACAUCCAGGUCCUACGCGUCGCCGCAUGUUUGCCGGCUUGACCCCAUGUGCCGGCAAAGCAGAGUCCGGCAUUUCGAUCUCCUGGCAGUAUAACGAUUGACGGCCGCCCACGAUGGCCGGGUUGAUCUUUCUGGUUGCGACCUCGGUUGUGAUGGCCGUGGCCUCCUUCCUUGCCGGCGCACUCCCCUUGUCGUUCUCUCUCUCGCAGUCGCAGCUUCGGCUCAUCGCUUCCCUUGGGGCUGGGCUAUUGGUCGGCAGUUGCUUGAUUGUCAUUCUGCCAGAGGGGAUUGAAGCUCUAGCAGCAGCAACGCAACACCCGCAACAUACACCGAAACAAAACGCACGGGCGAUGGAUGCAAUAUUGAGGAAAGAUGAACCCGCGGAACAGCACCCAGAGCUCCCUGCAUUCUCCAUCGGCUUCGCCCUAGUCAUCGGCUUUGCUCUGAUGUUCCUCGUUGACCGGUUGCCCCGUCAUGCGGCCGAGAAGUUUAUCACAGCGCCGGCCAGCAUACAUGUCAGCCUGGACGAUUUGAGCGGGCCGGCUGUGGCUGGAGAGGAGGAAUCGGAGGGCUUCUUAGGCUCCCUGGCGCCAUCGCCGAGGCAAACACGCAGCGUUGCUACCACAACGGGGCUGGUCAUACAUGCUGCGGCAGAUGGUAUUGCGAUGGGAGCAUCAGCCACGACGUCAAACCUGAACGUCGGACUGAUCAUCUUCCUUGCGAUCCUGGUACACAAAGCCCCUGCUGCGUUUGGCUUGACUUCUAUUUUGUUGAAGCAGGGCCUCUCCAAGAGGGCUACACGUGUGCACCUCCUGGUGUUCAGUCUCGCAGCUCCUGCCGGCGCAUUGGCGACCUAUUCUCUUGUUUCCUUGAUCGGGGGUGAGACUAUGGAGGGCGAGUCCACUCAGUGGUGGACAGGCAUGCUCCUCCUCUUUAGUGCCGGGACGUUCUUAUAUGUCGCCAUGCAUGCGAUGCAGGAGGAGAACCAUUCGGCGGCCUAUGACCACUACUCUGGUCCCAAUGGGUAUACCGAAACCGGCAAUUCAUCCCACAGGAGGCAAGGCAAACUGGAGAUGCGGGAUACUCUUGCGACAUUGGUGGGAUUCCUCUUGCCGCUACUAACACGGUUCGGCCAUCAUCACCAUUAACAACGUUGACGUCGUUUGGGCUUUUCGUCAGGCCAGGCGUUUCGGUUAGACGGGGGGUUAUCUGAGCGUAAGCGCAAUGUGAGUUAUGGCAGGUGUUCUAAUCGAAUGAGUUCGGUCAUUUCAGCUCAUCCUACCGUUAUUCCAUGGAAUUGACAGGAUGAAGAUGUUCGGUUUCAAGUUUUUAGAUCUGGUAUCCGAUUCCGGGAAUUCGCCGUGCUCUGUCAAUGCAAUGCAAGGAAUGUUGCUUUGCAUUCAUUUACAACGCAACACCAUGGCAAUGACGCAACUUGUGUAAGGUAGACUUACUUCAUGUGGUUUGCCGGCCCUGAUCGAAGCCCUGGCCAAGCGUACAGUAUACCGGUUUGUUUCUACGGGUACUAACUGUAUUCGUAUGUCUGUAACGCUCAGUAACUGACGAGCCCGUUAC
This is a messenger RNA of Chaetomium strumarium, 1631 nucleotides long. Its product is annotated as Zinc/iron permease. NCBI's taxonomy places the organism in Eukaryota, Fungi, Ascomycota, Sordariomycetes, Sordariales, Chaetomiaceae. Gene Ontology annotation, biological process: transmembrane transport; zinc ion transport. Bases 170 to 1204 code for a protein of 344 amino acids. Gene Ontology annotation, molecular function: metal ion transmembrane transporter activity. The record is from RefSeq and is a predicted model, not a curated record. The transcript is spliced from 4 exons. Gene Ontology annotation, cellular component: membrane.